Molecule: messenger RNA, 1425 nt
Organism: Cynara cardunculus var. scolymus (artichoke)
Lineage: Eukaryota; Viridiplantae; Streptophyta; Magnoliopsida; Asterales; Asteraceae
Product: protein GPR107-like
Exons: 1
Coding region: 1-1326 (441 amino acids)
Biological process (GO): transport
Cellular component (GO): membrane; Golgi apparatus
Source: RefSeq, a predicted model, not a curated record
AUGGCUACUCUUCCAUCUUGCAAACCACAACUGCUCUCCAUCUUCUUCCUUAUCUCAACCACCCACUUCGCCGCCGGCGAGAUCAAGAACACCCACAUCCGCCAUGAUUCCCGGCCCAUGAUCCUCUUCCAGAAAUUCGGAUUCACCUCCGACGGCCAUGUCUCCGUCUCCGUCAACCACCUUUCUUGGAAAUCAAAGUACCAAAAUGCUCGACUCAAACCUUCUUCCCUUGGAUUCUUUCUCGUUAGAGACAAAUCCUUCUCAAGAAUCUUGAAUGAAUCUGAAUACACCCAAGGCUUCUGCAUGCUUUCGAGCCAUUACGUCAAAAUCGUAUUGAGAUUGAGCAAUCUCGGAGCACCCAUCGAUCGAAUUUUUGAUGGAUCGGUAAUAGUAGACGAACCCGAUGAAUAUAACUUGGUUUUCGGCAAUUGUCAGCCGGAAUUCGAAGUUUCGAUGAAGGUUCGCACCGAGAUGUAUAACGUGGAUAACAAUGGCCGAAAGGAUUUCCUUCCCGCCGGCCAACACCCGUUACCGAAACUCUUCUUUCUCUUCUUCGUCGUGUACACAACAUUCUUCGCGAUAUGGGUUUUCGUCUGCGUGAAACAAAGAUCGAUCAUCGACAAGAUUCAUUUGAUAAUGUGUGCUUUGCUUAUAUUCAAAUCCAUGAAAAUGUUGUGUGCUUUUGAAGAUUAUAUGUAUAUAAAGAACACAGGAACUCCUCAUGGUUGGGAUGUCGCAUUCUACUUCUUUGGAUUCUUUAAAGGCGUAACUCUUUUCACCGUAAUCGUUCUCAUCGGAACCGGCUGGUCGUUUUUGAAACCCUACUUACAAGAACGCGAAAAGAGCGUUCUAAUGUUCGUUAUCCCGUUACAAGUGCUUGAAAACAUUGCAGCGGUCGUGAUCGGGGAGACUGGUCCAGCAACGAAAGGAUGGUUCACGUGGAACGAGAUGUUGUUGAUCAUGGACGUCGUUUGUUGCUGCACGGUUUUCUUCCCGAUCGUGUGGUCGAUUCGAACGUUACGCGAGGCUUCGACCACCGACGGGAAGGCGGCUAGAAACCUUCGAAAGCUAACGCUUUUCAAGAAGUUUUACAUGGUGGUGAUCGCGUAUUUGUAUUUCACUCGGGUUGUGGUUUCGGUUAUGGGUUCGAUCGUGAACUAUCGAUACGAAUGGGUUACAACGCUAGCGUCUGAAGGAGGAAGCUUGGUGUUCUAUCUGUUCAUCUUCCAUAACUUCCAACCAGUUGAAAAGAAUCCAUAUCUACUGGUUCAAGAUGGAGAAGAAGGAUGUCAAAUGGCUGAAGAAGGUAGUCUACUUGAGAAGUAAGCUAGGGUUUGAUGAUGAUGACGUUAAAUCAUAGUUUUUGUCGAAAUGUCGGCUACACCAUCACAGAGGAUGUAACAAGUUAACGUUGUAGGAAGAUGA